Molecule: messenger RNA, 1014 nt
Organism: Trichoderma breve
Lineage: Eukaryota; Fungi; Ascomycota; Sordariomycetes; Hypocreales; Hypocreaceae
Product: hhH-GPD superfamily base excision DNA repair protein domain-containing protein
Exons: 1
Coding region: 1-1014 (337 amino acids)
Biological process (GO): base-excision repair
Molecular function (GO): catalytic activity
Source: RefSeq, a predicted model, not a curated record
AUGAAACAAGAAGUUAUAGAAUCGCCGCCUCCACGGCGCAGCCUCCGCAACAUCAAGCGUGAAGCCAACAUCAACCUCAACAUCAAAGACACAGUUCCAUCAAUCAAAUCAGAGCCCAAAUCCAACAAAUCCGAUCUAUCCAUGUCCAAAAUACCCUUCUCUACGACCAAACCACUUCCUCCACCAAAAUCUCUAGACAAGGCCGCCAUCCUGCAAGCCCGCAAGCUCAAAUCAUUCACGGCUCAUUCUCAAACAUCCCCUUUCCCAGAUUUUCGCCAUCCGACGCCUCAGGAAUGUUCAUUAGCUCAUAACAUCCUCGCAUCUCUCCACGGCGAGCGUAAGCGCCGAGCAGAAGCCAUCGUCGCUCCAAGUACGCGCGCCGGAUGUGGGGAUUCGCCAUCCGUUCUCGAUGCCCUCGUUAGGACAAUAUUGAGUCAGAACACGAGUGAUAGAAACAGUACUCGAGCGAAGCUCGCUAUGGACGAAACAUACGGUGGAAGCGAUAACUGGGCUGCGAUUGUCGAAGGAGGGACAGAGAAGCUGCAGCGAUCGAUCCGGUCAGGUGGUCUCAGCGUGGUGAAGAGUAAAGUCAUCAUGAACAUCCUCCAUCAGACAAAAGCUCGAUAUGGCACCUACUCCCUAGAUCAUCUCCUCCACGCUUCCAAUGAUUCCGCCAUGCGUGAGCUCCUCUCUUUUCAAGGCGUGGGACCCAAGACUGCGAGCUGCGUUCUCUUGUUCUGUUUGCAGCGGGAUAGCUUCCCAGUAGACACUCAUGUAUAUCGCAUAACAGGUCUCUUAGGAUGGCGACCAGCCACGGCGAACAGAGAAGAAGCACAGGCGCAUUUGGAAGCAAAGGUGCCGGAUGAAGACAAAUACGGACUGCACAUCCUGCUGGUCAAUCACGGCAAAAAGUGUGCCGAGUGUCGCGCUGGAGGACGAAAUGAUGGUAAAUGUGCUCUAAGAAAGGCAUUUCGCAAGGGGAAAGUAGACAAAUUAAAGGAGGAGGAAUGCUGA